UUCCGCCAUAGAGAGCAAGGAGAGGGAGCGGAAGUAGAUCCGGAUUUCUCUUGCUGGCAGGGAGAAAUCAUGUUUCCCGAAAGCGGCUCCUUCGUAAAGGGCAUGUUGCUUGGAGGGAUUUGCUGCGUCCUGGUGACCCUUCUGGGACACAUUAGAACGGGCCACACUACUACGAAAUCUCACGACCACCGACACCUCCAAGCUCCCAAGAAAGAGGACAUCCUCAACCUCUCCAAAGAGAAGCGCUUGGAGCUGACCCAGAGCCUCCGGGUCUACUGCAUAAUCCUGGUCAAACCAAAGGAUCUGGGACACUGGGCCGCUGUGAAGGAAACCUGGAGCAAACACUGCGACAAAGCCGAAUUCUACAGCUCCGAGAACGUCAAAGUCUUCGACUCCAUCGUGCUGAACACGGACGACAUGUGGACAAUGAUGCGCCAGGCCUACAAAUACACCUACGAGAAUUACCGCGACGGCUACAACUGGUACUUCCUCGCCUACCCUACCACAUUCGCCAUCGUAGAAAACCUCAAGUACUUCCUGCUGAAGCAGGACGCCAGCCAGCCGUUCUACACGGGCCGGACCGAAUCCUCGGGCGACCUGCAGUACGUGAACGGAGCUGGCGGGAUCGUCCUAAGCGUGGAAUCCUUGCGGCGGCUCUACCGGAUUUUCCAAGACCCGGAUAAGUGCCCGGAACACGGAGGCAUGAUUUGGAAGCUUUCCGAAGAUAAACAGCUGGCCUUGUGCUUGAAGUACGCCGGGGUCCAUGCCGAAAACGCUGAAGAUGCGGGGAAGAAGGAUAUUUUCAACACCAAGUCGGUGGGCGCCCUCAUCAAGGAAGCCAUGGCGAACAGCCCGCAGGAGGUGGUGGAAGGCUGCUGCUCGGAUAUGGCCAUCACGUUCAGUGGCCUGUCGCCGAACCACAUGCAUGUCAUGAUGUACGGGGUCUACAGGCUCCGAGCGUACGGCCACACUUUCAACGAUGCCUUAACUUUCCUCCCUCCGCCAGACUCCGAUAACGACUGACGAGGGCCGCGGGGAAAGGCGGCCCCCGCCACACACGCCAUCAGGUGUAGUGUCCAUCAGCAAGCAGCAUGUAUUGAGGGCAAGUUCCAAAUCUGAACUUUAUUAGCCUUGGCAUCUGGUUUUGUAAUCUUUGCAAAAGGGGAGGGAGAAGGUUUCCCCGUUUUU
Messenger RNA from Notechis scutatus (mainland tiger snake), 1188 nucleotides. It is a transcript of the gene C1GALT1C1, whose product is annotated as C1GALT1 specific chaperone 1. NCBI's taxonomy places the organism in Eukaryota, Metazoa, Chordata, Lepidosauria, Squamata, Elapidae. The record is from RefSeq and is a predicted model, not a curated record. Gene Ontology annotation, molecular function: N-acetylgalactosaminide beta-1,3-galactosyltransferase activity.